AUGGCACCGAUGCGCCGCCCUGCUGCUGCCGCCAAGCCCGUCCUCCGGCGACCAGCGCAGCGCCGGGCGUACUACCCAAAGGAGCAGUGCCCCGGCCGCUCCGAAGCCAACGCCUGCAGGUUCAGCACGGUGAGCGUUGGGGACAAGGCCAGAAUGCAACCUGCUCGCGGACAGACGAGGUGUUGCUUCUGCGACGCCGACCUCCUGCAGAAGCAUCUGACGACUGCUCCAGGCAAGCGAGCCAUCAGCAAUGCCCUCGAGUACUUCAAGGAGCACGAUGAGGAGAUCUACGAUGAUGCGUGCAACCGGAUCAAGGCUUUUGUUGGGCAGGAAGCCUUAGACCAGUGCCUGGGCAGAUUGGCGCGGCUGCACAAGAAGGGACCCACAAAGGCCGCGCGUGCUCGCAACGCGCAGCAGAAGCGUGAGCAGCGAGAAGCGGCGGCCCGAGUCUCCAAGGGUCGGCCGACCGACGCCGAGCAGGCAGAGCACGAGCGAGAGGAGGCUGCCUGCCUUCGCAGGCUGGCACGCAAGCUCCCCGCCAUCUACCAGGAGGACCGCAGGCGACCGACUGCAGAGUGGCGCAGCCGUCUUGCUGAGGGCUUCUGCAAGUGGGCGCGGUACGAUUCGUGGAGCAUGCAUUGA
This is a messenger RNA of Symbiodinium natans, 642 nucleotides long. Lineage: Eukaryota; Dinophyceae; Suessiales; Symbiodiniaceae. The record is from the annotation of a GenBank genome assembly.